AUGUCGACCGACCCCAAGCUUGACGAUCUACAUAAGCAGCUUUUUGAUGAGGGGCUGAAGAUGAGACGAAGUGUAGUGGGAGACGAAUAUGUGGACCGUGCACUGGAGAAUGGUUCUACAGAAUUCUCGCGAGCUGGGCAGGAGCUCGUUACUGAGAUGUGCUGGGGUUACGCUUGGACGCGGCCAGGUCUCGACAAGAAGCAAAGAAGUCUUAUCAACAUCGGUAUGCUCAUGGCGCUCAACCGCGCCCCCGAACUUGCUGUACAUGUGCGGGGGGCAAGGAAUAACGGUCUGUCCGAGCUCGAAAUUCGCGAGGCUAUCAUUCACGCAACCACAUACUGUGGGGUGCCAGCUGGCGUCGACGCCAUGAAAACAGCUGAAAAGGUCCUAAACGACAUGGCAGAGAAAGGCGAGAUGCCGCGAGAAUUGGGCAACAGGAGUGAAAGGGCAUAG
Molecule: messenger RNA, 453 nt
Organism: Alternaria burnsii
Lineage: Eukaryota; Fungi; Ascomycota; Dothideomycetes; Pleosporales; Pleosporaceae
Product: 4-carboxymuconolactone decarboxylase
Exons: 1
Coding region: 1-453 (150 amino acids)
Molecular function (GO): peroxiredoxin activity
Source: RefSeq, a predicted model, not a curated record